UUUCGCGGUCUUUCGGGAAAAGUUCCUGGAGGAUGUGUCUCUGGAAACUGGCCCUGGCAAUUCUAAUUUUGGAGAGUUCGUUUCUCGUGGCUGGUGAACGCUCUGAUUCCUUUUUAGACAGUCCUGUGCUAUUUCCAAGCGUUGAUUAAUUCAGAGUUUCAGGAGGAGAUAACAAAUGCCAGGGCUGUCCAUGGACUACCUGGAGGACUUCCUGAUGGAGUUUGACCAGGUGGUUCAGGAGUUCGACAAGGGGGAGCAUUCCCAGUACGAGCAGCACCUGGAGGAGCUGAAGAGCCGGACUCUCCCCGGCACGAGCAGCGAGGAGCUGAAGAAGCCGCCCCCUCCCAGGGUGUACGACAGCGGCAUCGAUGAUUCAGCGAGUGAGGGCAACAGCCCCUCCCUGGGCAGCAGCCUGAACACGAGCCAGGAGGACCUCGGUUCUUCCGCCCACCCUGCGGCUCCCUACUCCCAAGCCAAACUGGGAGAUACCCACGAGCUGGAGGAAUUCAUUGCGGACCUGGACAGGGCGCUGGAAGAGAUGUGAGCAGCUGGUCCGGCCUGCUCAGGACAAGCCCCCCUGCUGUCCAGCAGGGCACCCGGCUCCACUGUGCCGGCCCACCGCUGCUGGCUCACACACGGGGCCUGCCUCCCCUCCCCUCGGCAGACCCACCGGCCUGGAUCAAGACUGGCUGCUGCUCCUGGGAGAAGAAGCCAAGGCCGUCGGACCGCGUGACUUGGACCCCCGCGACGGCGGAGCGCUGAGUGUCACCAAGGAGCCCACCUUGAGUCCAGCUCCCAAGACACAGUUUUGGUUACUUGCCACCUUGGCCACUCCGCUUGGCCUCUGGUUGUUCCCCAAGGCAUGGACCUCUUUUAAAAAGCGUUUUAGAACGGACUGGUGGGUGGCAAGGACUGAGAGUCCUCCUUCAGGAGAGCCUGAAAGGCCACAGGUCUGAGGAGCAGCCUUCACCGCAGACCCAGAAGGCGUCCCAUGGAGGAAGGAGUUACCCAGCGCUCUCUGGACGGAAGUGCCUGUGGAAGGAGCCUGCUGGUGGCUUCAGGCCGGGCUGAGCAAGCCGGGGGCCCUUCUCCAUAUGCCAAGACAGUUUAAAAACAAGGCAGAGGCGGCCGGCAUUGGCAUGGCUCGAACCCAUCCCUCCGCCCUGAGCAAAAGGACCCCGUCUUGCUUCCGUGGCCAUUGGCUCCCACUGCAGAUGCUCCAUGCAUGCACGAAGCUCCAGGAAGCCUGCACCGCCUCCUCUUUUUAAAGGAAGCGGCCACCUCGGCGUCCCCCCUGGGCUCGAAAAGCGGGGACGUGUCUUGCCUCCUCAGCACGCCUGCUAAACUGCUGGACUGGGGCAGCUCCUCUUCCGCCAUGGCUGUGCCAUAGUGUGGACAUUGUUAUAUAAUGUGCUUUUAGAUUGUAUAUGUAACUAUGCAAAUAAAGGGAGCUGUUGCCAACAUAA
Molecule: messenger RNA, 1466 nt
Organism: Varanus komodoensis (Komodo dragon)
Lineage: Eukaryota; Metazoa; Chordata; Lepidosauria; Squamata; Varanidae
Product: regulator of cell cycle RGCC-like
Exons: 5
Coding region: 176-544 (122 amino acids)
Biological process (GO): regulation of cell cycle
Cellular component (GO): cytoplasm
Molecular function (GO): protein kinase activator activity; protein kinase binding
Source: RefSeq, a predicted model, not a curated record